CGAGCAAGUGUGUUCGAAUGUUUUCUGCAUGGCUGUGUGAUUUAAGCGGCUUAAGGUUUAAGUUGGGAGACUGCUGAAUCACAAGCAUAGCUGAGCUCACGUCUUGUAGGAAACACUCUUUUGUGGACAUGAACGCAUCUGCCUACGCCUGCACGCCAUGUGGAAAAACGUUCACGGGGCCUGAGCCAUACAACCAACACAUAGCCUCAGAAAAGCACAAGAAGAAAAUUAAAAAUGGUCCUGUCCCCCCGUCUGGUCUUGUGUGCGGGCCAUGCCGGAUGAGCUUCUCGGGCCCUGCUCCCAUGCGGGACCACAUGGCCAGUGCAGGCCAUGCCAAAGUCAUGGAAAUGCAUCGGGCAUUGACGGGGCAAGCUUCGACAGUGGAGACAAAGACCAUUAGGCUGGCUGACUCGAGUGCUAACAAAAGCAGCUACUUGCAGUGCCAGGUAUGCAACAUCCCGAGUUUUUCAUGUUCCAAGGAUGCCUUUGACCACUACGAGUCAGCUGAGCACUUGGCCUGCAAGCAGGCCCUCGAAAAGGGCAUCGAACCAUCAAACGACCGCCCUGCCACAGUCAUACACUCGGCACUUCCCAAUGCUCAAAUAGCAGAACCACUGCCUACUUUGCCCCUGUCCGUCCUGGUCUGUAGGGCAGAAGAAAGCUUCGAAGAUUUCUGUCGCAGAAAUAACCUUUCGUUCCUGUUAUGAUGUUGCAUCAAGUAACAGGUAGAGAACAGAAUGCUCGGAGAGCAUUCAUGGGAAGUUGUAUUGGGAUAAAUGAAUUUUUGUUUUCCCUGUUCUAACUGUGCUGUUACUAAUAUGCACUGUUAUUGGCAUUUUUGUCAGGUUUCAUAAAAUGCAAUGUGACAACUGCUGCAGUCAUACCAAUCAAGAACUGCAUUUUAUUUUAAGGAUUUUAAUCAUUUUAAUUAACGGCAUUUUUACUUUACCUUUUUAC
This is a messenger RNA of Rhipicephalus sanguineus (brown dog tick), 957 nucleotides long. RefSeq lists its product as uncharacterized. The transcript is spliced from 3 exons. Gene Ontology annotation, molecular function: zinc ion binding; nucleic acid binding. NCBI's taxonomy places the organism in Eukaryota, Metazoa, Arthropoda, Arachnida, Ixodida, Ixodidae. The record is from RefSeq and is a predicted model, not a curated record. Bases 129 to 707 code for a protein of 192 amino acids.